AUGAACAAUUUACAAACCAACCCGUUCGCGAAUAUCGGGACCACAAGCUUUAGCUUGUCACAAGUUCCUCAGCAUAUACUACAAAACUUGACCCCUGUUCAGUUACAAAUGAUACAACAGAAGCAUCAACAGUUGUUGAUGGAGCGGCAGGCUUUAAUGCAGCAACAGCAGCAGCAGCAACAGCAACAGCAGCAGCAACAACAACAACAGCAACAACAGCCGCAACAUCAUCAAAACCAACAACAUCCGUCCAUGUCUCAACGUCAUCAACCGGGGGAAUUACCGCAACAUCAGCGGCAACAUCAACAUCAACAACAACAACAACAACACCAUCUUCAUCAACAGCAGCAACAACAUCAGCUCAAGCAACAACAGCAGCAACAGCAGUUACAGCAACAGCAGUUACAGCAACAGCAACAGCAACAGCAACAGCAACAGCAACAGCAACAGCAACAGCAACAGCAACAGCAACAGCAACAGCAGCUACAGCAGCAACAAAUCACAGCAAACGCCGGGCAAUCGACCGCACUCCCUCAACAACUCAAUCUCGCCCAAAGAGCUCAGAUAUUGAAAGCUAAGCAGCAACAGCUGGACACUAAUCAGCAACAAGCAGCAUCGACUCCUACUGGUGUCCCAGCGCUCAAUCUACCUCCACAGAUUGCGCAGCUCCCUCCACACGUGCAGCAACGUGUGCUUAACAAUUUAAAACAACAAGCCGCAGCCAAGAACAAUCCUGCAGCAGUCGCAGCUAUUACAGCUGCGCAACAGCAGUUGGCUGGCAGAAUGUCAAAUCAUCAGUCACCUACACCCCCUUCCGCCCAAUUUCCUCAACAGCCAAUACCCCAAACUCCAGGGUUACCAACCCCGCCAGUGCCUCAGGCUUCUGUGCCUCUUCCAAAAUUCCAGACUAUUUUUCAGGAUCCACCCGAAAGGCAAAUGAGCUCGCAUAGCCAUUGGUCAGACAAAAUUGAAAGAGGGGAGCUCGAUAUCAAAGAACCAGAUUCAAAUCUUUUGAUUUACGAACAGACCCUGAAACGCGAUCGAGAAAAUGGCGAACAGCUCAUAAAGGAGAGAACUGGGUAUGAGCCUUUUAGCAAGUAUGGUUUUAGCCAUAAAGAGUAUCUUACAAGGCUUUUACAGGAUUUAAAUUACAUCAAGGAGGUGAAAGCAGCAAGAAUGAAAUCUAUUACUGCGACAACACAAGGGCUCGUUUCAAAGAGUAUAUGGGGGGACGGGUACUCUGGAUAUGGAAAUGGCUUCAGCAAUACAGUUACGAGCGUAUCCACUGGGCAAACAGGGCCGGAUGGGCGUCAAUCAACGCACUACAACGUGGGGGAAAUAUACCAGCAGGCAAUGUACGAGUCACAUGAAGAACUUGUGCCCGUAAGAUUGGAGUUUGAUGCUGAGCGCGACAACUUUUCGCUGCGAGACGUGUUCGUCUGGAACAAAAACGAGAAGAUAAUAAAGAUAGAAGAACUUGUGACUGAGAUGCUACGAGAUUACAGGUUUGCUCGCAACGACCAGUUUUUCGAGACAGUGGUGCAAAGUAUCAAGGAACAAAUAAAUGAAUUUCAGCCAGAUCCAUUCCUUGAAAACGAGGGAGAUAGGUUUGGAGGGGACGACCUUCGUAUCAAGAUCCAGUUAGAUAUAGUAGUUGGGCAAAACCAGCUCAUGGACGCCUUCGAAUGGGAUAUAUCGAAUCCAAGUAACAGCCCCGAGGAAUUUGCAGAGACGUUGAGCCAGGAACUUGAACUUCCGGGCGAGUUCUCCACAGCGAUUGCUCAUUCCAUAAGGGAGCAGGUUCACAUGUAUCAUAAGUCCUUGUCCCUUACUUGUUACCAGUUCGACGGGUCCACAGUAGAAGACGAAGAUAUCAGAAGCAGACUCCUGCCACUUGUUACGCUCAACGAAGUAUUUCGAAACUCCAUGAAUACGAAGGUAUUCACGCCUAGCCUUCUUAAGGUCUCGCAUGCGGAGCUUGAGCGGUUAGACAGGGAUAAGGAUAGGGACACUAGGCGUAAAAGGAGACAAGGCCGCUUCAACAGACGUGGAGUUGGACCUGGUACCGCAGUUACGUUAAAUGACGGCUCUUUACCUGACCUUUCUGACGUGCCGAAAACGUUCCGGAUCCCGGUACCUUCUACUAUCCUUCCAGGUGGGGUUGACUUAGGUCCGUCCGUGAAUUCCUACAGGACCGAAAGUUCAAGCGAGUACAUGGCGAGACCACCCGAACCGGCCUUGGAACAACCAAAUCCAUGUUGCCGAAUAAUUGACCACAACCCAGGCCAAUACUUACUUGUACGUAUCAAGCUUCCAUCCAAAACAGAUGGGGCUAUUAGUCAAGGUGUAUAA
Molecule: messenger RNA, 2352 nt
Organism: Lachancea thermotolerans CBS 6340
Lineage: Eukaryota; Fungi; Ascomycota; Saccharomycetes; Saccharomycetales; Saccharomycetaceae
Gene: SNF5
Product: Snf5p
Exons: 1
Coding region: 1-2352 (783 amino acids)
Biological process (GO): chromatin remodeling; regulation of transcription by RNA polymerase II
Cellular component (GO): nuclear chromosome; SWI/SNF complex; nucleus
Molecular function (GO): transcription coregulator activity
Source: RefSeq, a predicted model, not a curated record